CCACGCCUAACAACUGGGAGAGUGACGCAUGUGCUUUGUGCAACACCAUGCCUGUUUUUGAAUCCUGGCUGGAACAGUGCUAAUGAAAUUUUUGUAAGUUGUUGUGCAACUUUAGUGUUGUUUCUGUUUCAGAUUCUUCUUGUUACAAUGAAAGCUGCUAUUCCUAGCAUUUUGCGAUUUAUGCUAUGCACCCUUAUUCUCUAUAUUGCUUUCUUGAUCUGUGGCUGGGCUGUUCUUGGACCGUACAAUGAGAAAUUUAGAGACCUAGCAACCACUUCGGAAUGUUUAUUCUCACUGCUGAAUGGAGAUGAUAUGUACAACACGUUUAAACUGACAACAGGCACCAAUGCAGCAGCUGUUAUUUUCUGUCAAAUCUAUCUUUAUGUCUUCAUCUGUUUGUUUAUCUAUGUGGUACUAAACCUGUUUAUUGGUCUCAUCAGCGAGAUGUAUUCAGCAGUGAGGAUGAUGGGGAAGAAGCAGUGGAAGGCUAUCUAUUUGGGAAAGCUAUAUCAUUUGCUUGAUGAAGAUGAGGAUGACGAUUGGGAUGAAGAUAUAAUUGACUGGCACAGAGAGCUCCAGAGAGGACGCUUCCACUCAUCUGACUCGGAGGGGUCAAGUGAAGAGCAUGGCUGUAAUGACCAACGCUCUACAAGAGACCUCAAUAUUGCGGAAGUCAUCUGAUACUGCCCUGAGAAGAUGAACAAAUGGUUAGGUUUUAAAUGAUGAGAACUUCUCUGCUCAGGUUACACAGUAUUUAUUAACUAGACAAGUGCUAUAAUAUUGUAAGAUUGGCUUGCCUGUGUCUUGUUGUUGAUACAUUUAAUCUUUGACUGGCCUCUGCUGUUUAUAUUGAAGAAAUAAUUGUAUGGUACUGUAA
Messenger RNA from Corticium candelabrum, 877 nucleotides. RefSeq names its product mucolipin-3-like. NCBI's taxonomy places the organism in Eukaryota, Metazoa, Porifera, Homoscleromorpha, Homosclerophorida, Plakinidae. Gene Ontology annotation, molecular function: NAADP-sensitive calcium-release channel activity. The coding region runs from base 148 to 681 and encodes 177 amino acids. Gene Ontology annotation, biological process: transmembrane transport; monoatomic ion transport. The record is from RefSeq and is a predicted model, not a curated record. Gene Ontology annotation, cellular component: lysosomal membrane; plasma membrane. The transcript has 2 exons.